Messenger RNA from Rhincodon typus (whale shark), 3310 nucleotides. It is a transcript of the gene ss18, whose product is annotated as SS18 subunit of BAF chromatin remodeling complex. Lineage: Eukaryota; Metazoa; Chordata; Chondrichthyes; Orectolobiformes; Rhincodontidae. The record is from RefSeq and is a predicted model, not a curated record. The coding region runs from base 48 to 1262 and encodes 404 amino acids. Gene Ontology annotation, cellular component: nucleus. Gene Ontology annotation, biological process: positive regulation of transcription by RNA polymerase II. The transcript has 11 exons. Gene Ontology annotation, molecular function: transcription coactivator activity.
UGGAAGGGUGAGAAAUAGUCUCAACUCCAUACACAGAGCAGAGCACGAUGUCGGUUGCAUUUGCUACUCCCCGGCAGCGCGGGAAAGGUGAAAUUACACCUGCCGCCAUUCAGAAGUUACUGGAUGAAAACAAUCAUCUUAUCCAAUGCAUAAUGGAUUACCAGAGCAAGGGGAAAACUGCUGAAUGUUCGCAGUACCAGCAAGUGCUUCACAGAAAUUUGGUCUAUCUGGCAACAAUAGCAGAUUCCAAUCAGAACAUGCAGUCACUCUUGCCAGCUCCUCCCUCACAGUCCAUGCCGAUGGGACCAGGGGGAAUGAACCAGCUCCCUCCCGGGCACAGCAUGGGCACAGACAGUAUGGUCGGUGGUGGAGGAGGAGGGCCCCCUACGUCGCACAUGCAGAACCAGAUGAACGGACAAAUACCUGGCCCGAACCACAUGCCAGUGCAAGGACCAGGCCAACCCAGUAUGGCCAAUGCCUCUGUCAGCAUGCCAACCAGUAGCCACGGUUCCAUGGGUGGCUACAGUCAUUCGGUGACAUCUUCACAGGGAAUGCCAGUGCAGAGCCAGAUGAAUAUGAACCCAGGUCAAUCGAUGAGUAACUACGGCCCUCGAACAAAUAUGAACAUGCAGCCGAGCCAAGGCCCCAUGAUGCACCAGCAAGCGUCAACCUCGCAGUACAAUAUGCCACAGGGAGCGAGCCAACAUUACCCCAACCAGCCGCCCAUGCCCAUGAUGAAUCCAGUGAACCAGGCGAACCACAUGAUGGGGCAGAGACAGAUGCCACCAUACAGACCAGCUCAGCAAGGUCCUCUCCAGCAAUACGCAGGGCAGGAGGAUUACUACAAUGACCAGUUCAAUCAUGGACAGGGGACCCCAGAGAGCAUGAACCAGCAGUAUUAUCCUGAUGGGCCCAAUGACUACAGUUACCAUCAGCCAUCGCAUCCUGAACAAGGCUAUGAUAGGCCUUAUGAGGAUUCCUCACAGCACUACUACGAAGGAGGUAACUCGCAGUACAGUCAGCAACAAGAGACCUACCAACAAGGACCACCUCAACAGCAAGGCUAUGCACAGCAGCAGUACACAACUCAACAAGGCUAUCCAGCCCAGCAGCAAGGUUAUGGUUCCUCCCAACCUCCUCCAAACCAGUACCCAAACUAUCCACAGGGCCAGGGUCAGCAGUAUGGAGGCUACAGACCCCCGCAACCUGGACCACCGCAACAGCAGCAGAGGCCUUAUGGGUAUGAGCAGAACUUGCAAUGAAUUGUCUGCAGAGCUUGGGAAGAAUGUGGGCACUCACCCAGAAAGUUUUUAAUUUCCACAUUUUGGCCCCGGUCAGCCACGGAGGAGGAAGAAAGCAAAACACACAAGCUAACCUGUUGCAAAGACACAGCCAGGGACGGGGGAACUGCUGACUUUCGGGCACUGCAAGCAAGGGAGGUGCAUUACUCAUUCUCUGACCAAGGUGGUCACCAGAUUGACAAGACCAGUGGUGACCAGGUUAACCAGACCAGUGCUCCUUCCACCCCUCCCCACCACUUCACAACCACCCCCCCACUCCAUUUCCCGCUGUGUCCAGCCUAUUUCCCACCGUUUAUCCACCCCUAGACAUUUCACUGUGUCUCUCAAGUCUAUGACAGUUUCAAUGACUUCAUGAAUCUUUUGCACGAGAGUUGACCAAGCACCCUCUUGUGUUUUCUCAAUAUGGAGCGGGUGUGUUGGAGGACCUGGAUUUUGACGCUGUGGACUGAUCUUGCUGUGACAGACCCUCCGCUGUGCGUGGGACCCAGCAGGUAGCGCGUCUUCCAGCACAAUCUGACCUCACGGCUUGGAUUCCUCAGUCUCAGACUCUGCAGUAUCCCUUUCCCCAGAUUUCUUGAUGUUCCCAUCAGCCUGGCUCAUCCUCUCUUAAGAUCACGCUGAGACUUUUCUUAAAAAUUGAAGAUAAUGAGGAGCCAGGAUGUUGAAGAAUUGCCUGUUACCAACACGAAAUAUUUGCUGCUGCUUUAUUUGUAUUGAUUUGCUACGCUAUGCAGGAGAGCUAAAGUGAACAAGGCUUUUGCUCUAAGUACACGUGUUUAUGGAGACUGGAAAUUAUGCUCACACACAGCUUUCUGAAACAGUAUUGACAAAACCCACUCCCAGAAUCAAAUUAAAAAACUCUGAGUGGGGAGGGGUGUGUUAAAUGUGGUGACUCUCAUGCCCAGAGGUUAAUAUUUAAUUUAUGCCAAAUGCUAUUUUCUCUGAAGAUUCCGCAUGUUUUUUUCUGACCUCCUCUCUGGUUCCUCUUUUCUGGCUUUUGAAGGUAGAAGAGCUCUAUGAAGAGUGUUUACACCAGUAGCUCAAAUUGUUCAUUCCCUUGUGCUAUAGUUCAAGCUAACCUCCCAACCUUCAACUCAAUGGCUUUUUUAUACUUUAGAACGAGUGAAGUGGCUGUUUUUGACAGGGGUAGACCCGAUGGGCCGAACAUCCUUUGUGCUGUAGAUCUCAAUGACACUGCCCCUGUGGGUUCACAGGGUGAUCAGCAUUUCUGUAGCACCAGACUCGUGGGUAAUCCCCUGUCCCUUUUGAACCCGGCACACGUUCCACACAUUGCUAACGCAAUCCCUUUAGUUUUGAAACAGACUCCUGCUGAGUUGACCCAAGAAGUGUUGCUCCGAGAGUUGUAAUUUUUCCUUUUGGGGUUAAUGCAUUGUGACUAUGUUACUACAUGAAGAAUACAGAGGCCUAGUUUACUGAUUCAGAAGCACGGAUGUAGCAGCUGGGGAAUUUCAGUUCAAUUGAUUGAUUUGGGAAUAAAAAGCUAAUCUUGGCAUCGGUGACCACGUAUUGUCGAUUGUCAUAAAAUCCCAUCAUAAAAUCUGAGUCACUAAUGCCCUUGAGAGAGGGAAAAUCUACCGCCCUUACCUGGUCUGGCCUACAUGUGACUCCAGAUGCAUAGCAAUGUGGCUGACUCUAACCACGCUCUGGGUGAGGAGGGAUGGGCAUUAAAUGCUGGUCUAGCCACAUCCCAUGUUGGGGAUGGGUAACAACCAUGAGUGGAUUAUUAAAAAGCUGUAUUCCAUAUGUUGGUAACGUCACAUUGUUUUGCUAACCUCUUACCACCCUCUCAGAAAGCAGUUUCUGACUUUGUUUGUGGAGCUAAACAGCUCACUGUGUUAUUUAAGAGGAAAUUAAGUUAACUGUAAUUUGUCAGGUACAUUAUACGAGAGAAUUAUUUUUAUUUGCUAGGAAAUCUCUGUCUCUGUUUUCUCUCUCUCUCUCACACAUACUCAUGCACACAUACUACUCACAGACACACACACAGACAA